GGGCCGCGCGCCAGACUCCUCCAGCCUGCCCUCGGCAUGCGGGAUCCUUCCCACGAGGCGCGCCGUCCCCGCCGCCGCACGCCCGACCCUGCGGCCGGGGCACGGACGCGGCGACGCCGGGAACGCCGGGCUGGGAGGCCGCGUCGGCACAAACGAACCCCGUGAGACGGGCGGGCUCGGGGUGCGGGGUGUUCUGGACACGGAGGCGCGAAGGAGCGGCUCGGGGAGAAAGGGUUUGUGAAGGAGGGUCACGGAGGGCCCUCCGAGGCCCUGCCGCCGCUCCUGGGACUCUAAUCGCCCAAGGAGAAGGAGCCUCUGCUUCGCUCGCUGCUGUGUUCCUCGGGCCUGAUACGUGUCUGGGAUACACGAGACUCCGGCGGUGUUUGUUGGCUGGAUGUUUGGGUUCAGUCUCGAAGUUUCACCAGGCAGUGGAAAUGGCACGUAUAAAGGACUUGUGCCUUGAAACAGUUCGGCAUGUUCAAACCUGAGAAGUGGGCGUGCGGGAUGGUGGGGGGAGGAGCCAGUGGCAGUAAACACUAUUUGAGCGGAUUAGGGAUUAGUGUGUUUUGUGUGUUUACCGCCUCGCAGCACACAGAUCAGCAUUUGGUACCUUCCCGGGGUUGUGUGUCGGUCACUUCUAUCUCAUACCCGGUUUGAUCACAAUGAAAGGAGACCCCGGAGCCGUUACGCAGUCACUCUCCAUUCCCCGGUCCUCCCAGCAGCUGUCCCCGAAGAUUUGUCUGUUCUGGGUAUUUCAUAUGAAAAGAUUCGCAUCACACGUGGCUUUUUUGUGUCAGGCUUAUUUCACUUAGCAUUUUUGAAACCCAUUCAUGCUGUGGUGUGUAUCAUUACUUCAUUCUUUUUCAGGGCCGAAUAAUACCCCGUCGGAUAGAGAGCAUAUGUGUUUAUCCGUUCUUCACUUGGGUUGGCCCCGCCUUUUGGCUGUUAGGGAAGGACUUUCUAGAUUCAACAAGAUCUAUGAGUUUGAUUAUCACCUGUAUGGCCAGAACGUUACCAUGGUAAUGACUUCCGUUUCUGGACAUCUGCUGGCCCACGAUUUCCAGAUGCAGUUUCGUAAAUGGCAGAGCUGCAAUCCUCUUGUCCUCUUUGAAGCAGGAAUUGAGAAGUACUGUCCGGAGAACUUUGUAGACAUCAAGAAAACUCUAGAGCGAGAGACCCGGCAGUGCCAGGCCCUAGUGAUCUGGACCGACUGUGACCGAGAAGGAGAAAACAUCGGCUUUGAGAUUAUCCACGUGUGCAGGGCCGUGAAGCCCGGCCUGCCGGUGCUGCGAGCACGUUUCUCCGAGAUCACCGCCCGCGCUGUCCAGGUGGCCUGCGAGAACCUGACGGAGCCCGACCAGAGAGUCAGCGACGCCGUGGACGUGAGGCAGGAGCUGGACCUGCGGAUCGGGGCCGCCUUCACCAGGUUCCAGACCCUGCGGCUGCAGAAGAUUUUCCCCGCGGUGUUGGCGGAACAACUGGUCAGUUAUGGCAGCUGCCAGUUCCCCACCCUGGGCUUCGUGGUGGAGAGGUUCAAAGCCAUCCAGGCGUUCGUGCCAGAAACCUUCCACAAGAUUAGAGUGACUCACGACCAUGAGGACGGGACGGUGGAGUUCAGCUGGAAGAGGCACCGUCUCUUUAACCACACGGCGUGUCUCGUCCUCUAUCAGCUGUGCAUGGAGGAUCCCAGGGCGACCGUGGUGGAGGUCAGGUCCAAGGCAAAGAGCAAGUGGAGGCCUCAAGCUCUGGACACUGUGGAGCUUGAGAAGCUGGCUUCUCGGAAGUUGAGGAUAAAUGCUAAGGAAACCAUGAGGAUUGCUGAAAGGCUCUACACUCAGGGGUACAUCAGCUAUCCCCGAACUGAAACAAACAUUUUCCCCAAAGACUUAAACUUGACUGUGCUGGUGGAGCAGCAGACCCCGGAUCCGCGCUGGGGGGCCUUUGCCCGGAACAUUCUAGAGCGGGGUGGCCCCACCCCACGCAAUGGGAACAAGUCUGACCAAGCUCACCCUCCCAUCCACCCCACCAAGUACACGGACAGCUUGCAGGGCAACGAGUGGCGGCUGUAUGAGCUCAUCGUCCGCCACUUCCUGGCCUGCUGCUCCCGGGACGCCCAGGGCCAGGAGACCACCGUGGACAUCGACAUCGCGCGUGAGCGCUUCGUGGCCCACGGACUGGUGAUUCUGGCCCGGAACUACCUGGACGUGUACCCCUACGACCACUGGAGCGACAAGACCCUCCCCGUCUACGAGCAAGGCUCUCGCUUUCAGCCCAGCACCGUGGAGCUGGUGGAUGGGGAGACCAGCCCACCGCAGCUGCUCACUGAGGCCGACCUCAUUGCCCUCAUGGAGAAGCACGGCAUCGGCACGGACGCCACGCACGCGGAGCACAUCGAGACCAUCAAGGCCCGGAUGUACGUUGGGCUCACGGCGGACAAACGCUUCCUCCCCGGGCACCUGGGCAUGGGGCUCGUGGAAGGUUAUGACUCCAUGGGCUACGAGAUGUCCAAGCCUGACCUGCGGGCCGAGCUGGAGGCUGACCUGAAGCUCAUCUGUGAGGGGAAGAAGGACAAGUGUGCUGUCCUGCAGCAGCAGGUCCAGAAGUACAAGCAGGUGUUCAUCGAGGCGGUGGCCAAAGCCGAGAAGUUGGAUGAGGCCUUGUCCCAGUACUUCGGGGAAGCGGCAGCGGCGGCCCAGCAAGAAGCCCUGUACCCGGCUGUGCCAGAGCCCGUCAGGAAGUGCCCGCAGUGCGGCAAGGACAUGGUCCUCAAGACCCGGAGGGGCGGCGGGUUCUACCUCAGCUGCACGGGCUUCCCGGAGUGCCGGUCGGCUGUGUGGUUCCCCGACACCGUGCUGGAGGCCAGCAGGGAUGGGAGUACGUGUCCUGUGUGUCAGCCGCAGCCCGUUUACAGGUUGAAGUUAAAGUUUAAACGUGGCAGCCUUCCCCCGACCAUGCCUCUAGAGUUUGUCGGCUGCGUCGGCGGCUGUGAUGAGACCUUGAGGGAGGUCCUGGACCUCAGGUUUUCACGGGGGCCCCCCAGAGCCUCCCAGCCAGCCCGCCAGCCCCCCGGCUACCUGCAGGCAAGCCAAGCCCUAGACAGAACGGACGGCAACCAGCCCAGCCACCCCCAGCCUCCCGGCACCAGGCCAGCCAGGCCCUCAAGGCCUCUGGCCGGGGCCCUGCCUUCGCCCGCUGCUGGUGGUGACAGCAACUCGGUGACCUGCAACUGCGGCCAGGAGGCGCUGCUGCUCACUGUGCGGAAGGAGGGGCCCAACCAGGGCCGGCAGUUCUACAAGUGUGGCAGCGGGGGCUGCAGCUUCUUCCUGUGGGCCGACAGCGGCCGGCCAGAUGCAGGCGGGCCUCCAUCCUUGGCGCCCAGGCCCUGGGGCGGCCCAGGGAACCCGGGGACUCUUGGCGACAGUGGUGGCGGCACGUCCUGCCUGUGCAGCCAGCCGGCCGUCACCCGCACGGUGCAAAAGGAUGGGCCCAACAGGUGGGUGGACGAGAACGUGGCCCCAGGGACUUUGGGAGGCCCAACCUGGUCAGGAGGUGGAGGAAGAACCCAGGGGCCGGAGGCCAGAAGCAAGAGAGCCCGGGCCGGUUCCUCAGACGCGGGGUCCGUGGCCAAGAAGCCCCGGAAGUGCAGCCUUUGUCACCAGCCUGGGCACACCCGCCCCUUCUGUCCCCAGAACAGAUGAGGCCAGGGUAGGGGCCAGAGAGCCACUUCCUCCACCUGCCCCUUCCACCUCCAGAAGUGGUGGAUCCUGAAGUCUGGCCUAUAUGCUAAGAAGUCAGGAUCCAGACCACGCUCUUGAGAAGUGGCCCUCUGCCUGGGGCUCAGGAACAGCUGUGGCCCCUGCCGAGAAGUCAUGGAAGCUGCUCCUGUGGUCCCCUGGGGGCUGUGCUGUUAACGCGUUGGCAAAAGUCAGCGCGCCCAGCAGCUGAGCCUGCGGCCUGGGGUUGGGUGGCCUGCACGGGGCCUCCCUCCACAGACGUCCCAAGGAGGGGACAAGGCCAGGCGGUGGCUCUUGUUCUGAAGCUGCACCCACAGAAGCAGGUUCAUUCCCCUUUACCAGGGAACUGCUGCGGCCAGGACGCCCGCAGCUCGUGUGCCUUAAUGAAGGAUUCUGCCCCUUGACCCCAGCAGGUGACAGUGUGGCGUCUGGUGAAUAUUGGCAGGAGCCAUGGGUACGGACAUCACCCAGAGCCUGGCGGCCCUCCCGCCGUCUGCUGGCCCACAUGGCCUCCCUCAGCCCGGCCCCGCUCCCUGUCCACGUGGUCGGCAGUGAGUCCAGCUCUCCUGGCCCCACCGUGGUCCUAUGGGUCAGAGAGGAGCUGGUGUGAGAUUCAGAUCUCUCCACACCGUGCAGAGCCUGCCACAUGCCUCAUGUGUCCUCACAAAACCUCGGGAACAAUACAUAGCCAUGUUGGCUUCGUUCUGUGGUUUGGACAACACACAGGAAUAGGCUGUGAGUUGCGCAGAGUCAUGUUGCUCAUGGGUGAAGCAAUGAACUGUCCUCAGGCCUUGGGACUCCAGGCUCCUACCCUUCCUGGAUACCAGCGCUCCACCCUGGCUGGACAGCAGGAUGCCUGGACUCGCUCCAGGAGCGUCUGGUCGGCGGGUGUGGGUCACGGCCCUGCGGCCCAGCCUGCUCCAUCUCCGUGGUUUCACCUCUUCUGAAUGUUCCGUAUACGUGGAGCCAUAUGGGACGUGGCCCUGUGUCUGCUGCUUCCUCUGGGCGUCGUGUCUUCCAGGGUCACCCCUGUGGUCCUGUAUUCAGUGCUCUGUCCUUUCUAUGACUGAGUGAUGUUCCAUGGUGUGGCUGGACCACAAUUUGUUCAUCUGUUCUUCAGUUGAUGGACACUUGGGCUGUUUCCACCUCCCAGCUGUCAUGAGCAGUGUUGCUAUAAACCUUGUACGAGCGUUUAAA
Vicugna pacos (alpaca) is the source of this 4931-nucleotide messenger RNA. NCBI's taxonomy places the organism in Eukaryota, Metazoa, Chordata, Mammalia, Artiodactyla, Camelidae. The record is from RefSeq and is a predicted model, not a curated record.